This is a messenger RNA of Eutrema salsugineum, 3611 nucleotides long. RefSeq lists its product as uncharacterized. NCBI's taxonomy places the organism in Eukaryota, Viridiplantae, Streptophyta, Magnoliopsida, Brassicales, Brassicaceae. Bases 235 to 3417 code for a protein of 1060 amino acids. The record is from RefSeq and is a predicted model, not a curated record. The transcript has a single exon. Gene Ontology annotation, cellular component: intracellular membrane-bounded organelle.
GUGUAAUCGCCUCUUCCUCCACUCUCUCUCGAUCUGUGUCAUCCCCAAUGAUGCAAAACCGAAUAUUGCAGAAGAAACUCAUAACCAAACCCCCAUUGUUUCCAACUUCAUCUUUCCUUUCCUACCCUUAAAUCAAAGUUUCCAUCUUUGUCCUAAAAUCAAUUGUCGCGACUCGCAAGUUCCUGUCUUUUUUUUCCUCCAGAACAACAAGACUUUAUUCUGGUGGUUAAUGUCAUGAGUAUGAAAACGGUAAAUCUCCUUCUUUUGAUCUUUCUCACACAUGGCUUGUCCUCUUCUCUUGUAAUUGCAUCUUUCUAUGAGCAAAAAUUCGACUUUCGGGGUUCGAUUGGUGAGUACAGAGACGAACCCGGACCGAAAAUCAGUUACGAUCGGAUCAACGAAGUGAAGCGAAAGUGCAAACCAGAGUUAUCUUCAGCUUCUGAAUUGAAGCUCCAUGAAGUCUCUUGGGAUCCUAGAAAAGCUAAGAAGAAGCUCGGUUUCCGAUACGGAGAUUGGAAUCAAGAUCCUGGUGAUUCUCCGAUUCUACCUUUCGAUUCGACGAGCACGCCGAGAAACUCAUCGACGAAGCCUCUGAAUCUGGUUUCUUUCCGGGUCACGGAUCUGGAUCUUCCACAUCGAACCAAGAAAUACGUCGGCGUCAAUGGAGUCUUGCUUCUCGCGAUCACUACAUUUAACGAGCUAAGCUUAAGAUCUCACGGUGUCCGUGAGUUCGAGCUGUGGCCGAGUCAUACUCAGCUCAAGAUCUCUUUCCAAGGGAUCUACUUUGAGAAUGAUGAUGAAGAAGAAAGAGUUUUGUGUAUGCUUGGUGAAACAAUGUUGCCUUCUCGUGAACCUGGUUCAGCUACUGAUCCAUGGCAAUGGGUUAAAGAUCAUGACACACCUCCGCUUUUGCAGGAUGAUCAGAUUAUGCUCGUUCUUCGAUACCCGAAAAGCUUCACAUUGACGAAAAGAUUGAUUCAAGGAGAGCUCAAAAGUCUAAACCAGAAACCAAACCUCAAGUUUUUCGACAAGAUCAAUUUGUUUUCUCAGCUAGGGAGAUCAGCUAGCUACGAUUUCGUCUCUGAUGAUUUGGUACUAAAAGCUUGUGAUCCAUAUCCUUAUAAAAACGGAACCUUUAGUACUAGUAGUAUUGAUGUUUACAAAGGGAAAGGCUUUUGUGAUCUUCUUCAAAGAAUUACUUCUCGUGCGCCUCUCACUGUUGUACCUAACUGGAAAUGCAACGGCACUGAUGAAUUCUGCCGCAAGUUGGGUCCUUUUGCCUCUGAUGGAGAUAUCAAAUCGACGGAUGGUAGCUUCAAAGACGUCAAGCUGUAUAUGCAAAACGUACAUUGCCAAGAACCCUCAGCUCGGUCUGAAUCCGAUGCUGUCACAAAAGUCUCGGCUGUUUUCCGUGCGGUUCACCCGAAUGAGAAUCUUUACAUAUCAGGGUUGAGAUCAGGACUAGACAACAUGACAGUUACUGCUGAAGGGAUUUGGAAACCAUCGAGUGGGCAGUUAUGUAUGGUUGGUUGCAGACGUGGCCAAGUCGAUGGCUGUAAUGCUCGUGUGUGUUUGUAUAUUCCAACUACUUUCUCGAUACAGCAGCGAAGUAUACUCGUUGGAACUUUCUCUUGUUUAAACACUGAGAAGAACUUGACUCCGUCUUUCUUCCCUUUAUCGUUUGAGAAGCUUGUGGAGCCUAUGGAUAUGCAGAACUACUUCCACUCUAAGGUCUCGCAUCCGUUUUAUAGUUACUCCAAGUUUGUGGAAGCUGGUGUUAUCCUUGAGAGAAACCAAGAGUUCUCCUUUGGAACCAUAAUCAAGAAGUCAGUGAUGCAGUUUCCGAAGUUAGAAGAUUCUGAGGAUUAUCUUUCGAGCCUUUCUCUUCUUGCUGAGGAUUUGACUUUCCAUACUCCUGCUUUCACCGACAAGCGUGCCUUGGGAACUGAUAUCGGCAUGGAUGUUCUUUCGCUCGGUCCUUUGUUCGGACUUUUCUGGCGUACUUCGAAUUCUUCGGUUGUGGAACUGGAACAGACUAGUCCUUACAGGACAAAAGCUCAAUACACUGAGAAACAGCUUCUUCUGAAUGUAUCAGCUCAAAUCACACUUACAGGGGAUGGUUUUGGUAACUUCUCUGUUCUCUACUUGGAAGGUCUUUACGAUGAGCAUGUUGGGAAAAUGUAUCUUGUCGGAUGCAGAGACGUGAGAGCCUCGUGGAAAGUCUUGUUUGAGAGUGGUGAUCUUGAAGCCGGUCUAGAUUGUUUGAUAGACGUUGUGGUUUCUUAUCCACCCAUCAAAUCACGGUGGCUGGCUGAUCCAACGGCUAAGGUUUCGAUAUCCAGCAGAAGAUCGGAUGAUGAUCCUCUCCGUUUUAAACAGAUUAAGCUCAAAACAACUCCUAUCUUUUACAGAAGGCAGCGUGAAGACAUUCUCUCACGUGCAGGCGUUGAAGGGAUCCUCAGGGUUCUCACGCUUACUUUCUCUAUCGGUUGCAUCACGAGCCAGCUCUUUUACAUCAUAAGCAAUACCGACUCGGUUUCUUUCAUUUCGCUCGUUAUGCUUGGAGUUCAAGCUCUUGGUUAUAGCUUGCCGUUGAUCACCGGAGCAGAAGCUCUCUUUAAAAGAAAAGCAGCUUCAGCAACGACGUAUGAAACACCUUCAUAUGAUAUACAGAGAAGUCAAUGGUUCAAUGUGAUUGAUUACACCGUCAAGCUCCUCGUGAUGGUCUGCUUUCUUCUAACUUUAAGGCUUUGUCAGAAAGUGUGGAAGUCCCGUGUCAGAUUGCUCACUCGAACACCUCGAGAACCGCAUAAAGUUCCAAGUGAUCGGCGUGUGCUUCUCAUCACUGUGAUCUUACACGCACUAGGAUACAUACUUGCUCUGAUUAUGAAUCCCGCAAGGAAACAGAGAGUAACUGUAGUUCUUGAAAGUUAUACACCUGCCGCUGCAAAUUGGUGGCAAACCGAAACAGAGGAGUACAUUGGUUUGGUUCAAGAUUUCUUCUUGCUCCCUCAGGUUAUUGCUAAUUUUUUGUGGCAGAUCGAUUCUCAGCAACCACUAAGGAAGCUAUAUUACUUGGGGAUCACGCUGGUGAGGCUUUUCCCGCACGUCUAUGACUACAUCAUUGGCUCUGUUCCUGAUCCUUACUUCAUUGGAGAAGAACACGAGUUUGUUAAUCCGAAUUUCGAUUUCUUCUCCAAGUUUGGGGAUAUCUCGAUACCCUUUACAGCGAUUCUACUUGCAGUCAUUGUGUUUGUUCAGCAGAGAUGGGACUAUGACAAGCUUUCACAAGCUUUAACCUUUGGACGGUUUAAGAUCCUCCCUUCUCGUUCUGUUAAGUAUGAAAGAGUAAUGUCUCAACCAACAGAAUCUGAAAUGGUUCCUAGAGUCAAUGGAAAUCGUGGUGAUGAAGAAUGAUCUGUUUUUUUUUUCUCUCUCGAUUUUGUGCUAAUAUUGAUGUCUGAAUCCAACCAAGAUAUGGAUCAUGUCCUUGUGACCCACCAAUGUAAGUAUAUAUAUGUUGUCCUGAGUAAGAAGAUUACACUUAUUUUUUCUCUUUUAAGAUUAUUACAUUUCACAUUUGUGAAGCUUUAGAAAUACCGCAAUAGGCU